AUCAGCUUCAUCAACGAGGUAGCUGAGAACGUCGCAGUUAAUACCAGCAGUCCAAGCAGUGGCUUGAUCGUAUUUUGCGGGACGUCUCUGUCCCCUUCCAAAAGCAUCAGCGCUUUUGCCAUCGGUGCUUGCCUCGAGGCCAAAAUGCCACCCCCCAGAGACUCGUCACUGAAGCGCCGUCUCAGCCUCAAGGCGGAAGGCCUAUCGAACCCAUCCGUGGGAGCAGGCAUGUAUGCAAGGAGGAAUGACGCCAAGCAGGCUGGCGUGGGCGCUGUCAAUCAUUCGGCCAGUGAACCUAGCUUCUUUGCCGACCCUUUCAGUAAUGGCGUUGUGAACCACUUGGCUGAUGCCUCCGCCAACGGCGAUCCGCAGGCCACCUCUGGGCUGCAUGGUACAGACUCGGUGGGCCAUCCCCUGCAAGCGGGCGCGCCCCCGGACGCAAGUGGUCCCUUUGGCCUCCAUCCGAACGAGAUCUCGCGCCAGAUUCAUUCGUCUGCCAGCUACUCUGAAGCGAGCGGCUAUGAGCACCAUCCGCUGCCUGGCUCUGCACACAGCUACGUUGGUUCGCCACCGACUUCGAACGGCCACCACAUGGCUUCCUUCAGCGGCCCGUCAGGCGGCUAUGCGCCGCCACAGUAUGGCGCGCCGCAUAUGCCGGCACACAUCCUGCACCGCGCCUCGAUUUCUGGUCCGAUUAUGCAGCAUGGCUCAUAUGGCGGGCCCACUGCUGCUGCGGUCACUACGGCCGGCUUGGCAUCCGGUGCGCAUGCUGGCGGAUCGAUCACAGCGCCACCGAUGGCGGGCGACACGGCGGCAUGGGCGCAUGCACACGGCGCGCCGCGACCCCACACGGCUGACGGCAUGUUUGGCUCGUUUGGGUUUGGCGCGAAUGGGUAUGCACCAGCGAGCACAGAGGGCAGUGCAGCGGCAGAGAGCGAAGUUAGUUACGCAAGAGGUGACCAUUCACAGCAUUUGGUAAGCGCACAGCCCCUUUCCACAGGCCUUGUGAUGUGUAGGCUGACUGUAUGCGCUCGUCUUUACCCCUAUAUGCGUAGCUCUUCAACUACCCUUCUCAAGCUGGUGCACGUCCGCACGAUGGGCUAGCCAAUGGCAGUGCCGAAGAGUCUUUCACAUCCAGUGUCGAUGGAGGCGGGGACGAUGGG
Tilletiaria anomala UBC 951 is the source of this 1163-nucleotide messenger RNA. RefSeq lists its product as uncharacterized. The coding region runs from base 145 to 1104 and encodes 319 amino acids. The record is from RefSeq and is a predicted model, not a curated record. Lineage: Eukaryota; Fungi; Basidiomycota; Exobasidiomycetes; Georgefischeriales; Tilletiariaceae. The transcript has a single exon.